AUGUAAGAGGAAGUACUAUUGUUUUUUAUAGAAGGGAUACUACUUAUAGUCUAUGUCUUUUAUUUAGUAUGGGAUUAUUCUGCAAAAGAAGUUCCUUUCUACAUUAAAGCUUUGACAUAUUUUUCAUGGAUCCUAACCUUUUCAAUUGUUUUAGUGUUACCUAUUGAUAUUUUAUAGGUAGUAAAUAAUAUUGAUAAUAAAGCAAAGGAAUUUUUAACAAUAACAGAAUACUUUAGAGAAUACUGAAAAAACAUAACUAUAAUAAGGUUUAUUCUUAACUUGGAGAAUAUUGUAUUGGUCCAAUUUUUUAUUAUCCUGGUAAGUUAAUACCAUAUAUUCAAGGUUUAUUCUACCAUUUUUUCAAGAUUACGAAGACUCAGGAGAUUUUUUUUGGAGAGAAAGAAUGAAAUACUCAAUCAAGAAAAAUUUGUUGAUUUAUACUGUUGGAUUGAUUUUAGGAAUAAUCAUUAUCAUUUUAUUAGCUUUGAAUAGUGAUUCUUCAGAUUACAUCACCAAUUCUCUAAUAGGAUUAGCAAAUUUUUUGUAUAUUUUAAACUUAUAACCUAAGUGGACUUUUUUUGGUUGUUUUAUUAUUAGGUUUUGGACUAAUUGCAAUUCCAAAAAGAUAUUUAAAAGAAAGUAAGGAAGAAGAAGUGCUUGAUAAAUGCUAUAAAGAAUCUGUUUAUUUAGAAGAGCAGAGAACUGAAAAGGGAUAUGAUAUUGAGGAAAUAUGCAAAGUAAUUUCUUAUUUUAUUAAGACGCUUCUAAUUUUAGAAGAUUCAUAUACACAUUCAGAGUUUUAAGUUUAUAUAUCUAAAAUUAUAGCUUUAAUACCACCUGUAUAUUUUGAUUAAAUUAAAUAAUAAAAAAUUUAUAGAAAAAAGGAAUUACCAUCAGAAUAUUAAAAUUUAAAUUUAAAAUAAUUAGGAAGUCUUCAUAAAUCUGUUAAAUAAAUAGUUUUUGAUUUAAGAAGAAUAAAUACUAAGUUUGAUAUACUAUUGAAUAAAGUAAAAAAGCUUGAGAGACAAUAUGAAAUUGAUUCUAUUGAGAACCAAAACUUUUUUAUUAAAAUAGUUAUCAAAGCUUAAUAUAUUUGGGUUAAUUAUUUUCGAAGAUAUUAUAAUAAAUACAUUGGUUAUGUAUUUACAUCACUAUCAGUAAUUUUAAUGUUUGGGGAAUUUUAAGUGUUAAUGAAAUAAAAAAUUGACAUUAAUAUAAUAUCUUCAGUUAUUCUAUCCAUCAGUGAUACUACAUUCACAAAUAUUAUAUUAUUAGUUUUAUUAACUUACAUGAUGUUUUGUGUUUAUUAUGGUUUAUUUUCAAUGAAAAUUAGUGGAUUGAUAUCUUUUAAUAACAAACAUAAUACAGAUGCCCCUAGUCUUAUGUUUGGUUCUGUGUAAGAAAUUAUUUAAACCUUAGAAACUUUGUAAGAGUGAGCUUUCCUUUGUGUUAUAAUUUCCUUCAGAUGACAGCCUAAUUAGAUAAAUCCAACUAGUUUUUUAAUUUUUUUAAAAGGCUUGAUGAGUUUUCUGUAUUUGAUUCAACAUUUACAAUAAUUUUACCUCUUAUGCUAAUAAUUAUGUCACUUUGCAAUUUUUUUAAUAUAGGCGAUAGAGUGAUGUAAGCAAUUGGUCUUGGUUAAUUUGCUUUUUAGGAGUCACCUUAGGUUUUGAGUAGCUUGGGAAAGGAAAUAUUGCUCAAAGAGAAAUAAAGGAAAAAUUCAAAAUCAACAUCAGAUGAGUCAAGCUAAAAGUCAUCACUUUUAGAGUUAUCAAAGUACACUUCUCCCAAAUAUAUUGAAACAUAAGAUAGAGUCAAAGUCAACUAAAUUAGAAACUUUGAUGAAAUUUUAAAUAUAUGA
Molecule: messenger RNA, 1861 nt
Organism: Paramecium pentaurelia
Lineage: Eukaryota; Ciliophora; Oligohymenophorea; Peniculida; Parameciidae
Source: the annotation of a GenBank genome assembly